Molecule: messenger RNA, 2043 nt
Organism: Strongylocentrotus purpuratus (purple sea urchin)
Lineage: Eukaryota; Metazoa; Echinodermata; Echinoidea; Camarodonta; Strongylocentrotidae
Product: NACHT, LRR and PYD domains-containing protein 3-like
Exons: 4
Coding region: 1-2043 (680 amino acids)
Molecular function (GO): ATP hydrolysis activity
Source: RefSeq, a predicted model, not a curated record
AUGGCUAGUCUAGAUUCACCAGACUCCAAGGGAAGUCGACUGGACUGCAAAGUACCUGAGGACUUUGGAUCGUCAUCAUCUGAUGAUACUCUGGGUCAUGCCUCCUCCCACCAUCACCACCACCAUCAUCAUCACUAUCCCACUGGCUCACACUUCACUAUGUCACCAUUGUUAGACGCUCUGCCUUCAGAAAGAGGGCCGACCAUCCCGCAGGUAUCGCCAUCUUCUCAACCAAGCAAAGACGUACUGACCGUUGAAGAAGAGCAGGAGUGUAGAGAAGAUCUGAUGCAACACUACCAUGAAGACAUCGGCGAAUUGAAGACAGAUCCAUUAGAUCCUCAGUCACAGGUUCCUUUUGAUUCCAUCUACACCAACCUUUGCCUGCUCAAAGAAGAAGAAGAGGAUUAUAACAGAAGAAGGAAUGCUCGAGGUAAGGUGAUAGGUCUCCGACGAAGUCCUAAAACGCAUUACGGUAAGAUGUUCAAGAAACCUCUGCCUGAUGAAGAAUUUCGAGGACUGAUCACUCCUGGACAACCUCCCUACAGAAUACUGGUAAUUGGAGAAGCGGGUGUUGGGAAGACAACGUUCCUUGCGAAACUAGCGCAUGACUGGAGAGAAGGGAAAGACUUGAAGAAUAUCCAACUUCUGUUCCGAAUUCCACUUACAGAGGCUGCGAGAGAACAGACCUUCGGGGAAGUCGUUCAAGACAACCUCUCAGAUGAAAUCGAGUAUGGAUCUCGCAUAGGGGAACAUGUCAAAAGAAAUCAGAGUAGAGCACUGCUUCUCCUUGAUGGUCUUGAUGAACUCGGAGUUGACAUCAGGGAGAGGGACUCACAAAAUGAAUUCGUUCAAAUCAUGAGGGGUGAAAAGUACAAGAGAACUGUGGUUGUCAUAACAACACGACCAUGGCGAGCAGACCAGAUCCUCGGCGACGAAAAGCUACGGAAACUGUUCACUUAUGUAACCAUUGAAGGGUUCGAUCAGGACAAAACAAUAGACUACGUGAGAAAGUUUUUCAUCGAUGAAGAAGAAUCUGCGGACAGCUUGGUGGAGUUCCUCGAGGAUGACAGAAGUGACGAGGGUGUCUUCUCGACCUUCAUGGCAUCAUUCCCGAUCUACCUAGCAAUGUUGUGUCACAUGUGGAGAUACAAGGAGAGGCGGGACAACGUCAUGAAGCUGCAGACUGUCUCCCAACUUCUUGAUCUGAUGGCCCAGACUCUCAAGGACCAUUACGCUUCAAAGGAUGGGGACACGUCGGAAGAGAGGUACCAGGAAUGCAGACAGGAGGUUGCCAGAUGCUUCAAAGAUGUUGGAGGUAUAGCCUACCAGGGUGUCUUGAAGAAACAGCUUGUCUUCAAGGAAGAGGUAUUGUCUGACUGCGGAGCGUCCGUCUCAACUGCGUGUGAAAUGGGAAUACUGACAAGGGAGAAGCGAGUUGCACCUGUUCACCUCCGAAUGCAGGAUGGAAAGCGCUACCAAGUGGAGUGUCGGUUCCCCCAUAUGAUGUUCCAAGAUUACCUGGCAGCCCUUCACCUGGCGUCCCUCCACCAUGAUGACCCUGACGAGUUUGAAAGGAGGCUUCGACACGAGCUUCUUGGAGAUGAAGAGGAGCACCCAGAUCGGUUCGAGUAUCUCUGGUACUUCACUGUGUCACGGGGACGAGAGGUCGGUGCGACCACGCUUAGAGUCCUGAGCGAGACGGUUGACGACACGGACUUCAUCUUCCGUGUGGCCUUCGAGUGCCAGGACAAAGAGAUCACUUCUCCGAUCACGAGAGCUGCCGUAAAAAACAACUCACUUCGUGUCCCGAAGGAGCGAUCCUUUGCUGCUCAUAUCCAUUCACUUGACACCGUGGAAACCCUGGACAUCUUCACCCUAAAUGCGUUGCCAAAAGGAAGAGCAAUUCUGAGGAAGGGGGCAGAACGAAUAAUGUCGUCACCGAAGAUUCGUAGUCUGGCCUUGUGUGAUUGUGGUUCGGGAAGUGAUGAGUUUAUCUCGACCAUGGCGAACAGAUCGACAACUACAGAGGCAAGAAAUAUUUAA